AUCUCUUGUCAAUCCACCCAUAUAACAGUCGAUCAAGCCACUACUAUUGACCACUCUCUGCGCUUACAAUGAACUUCAAAUCUCUUGCCUUACUCCUCACUGCCGCUGCAGUCCCUCAGGUCGCAGUCGCGGGUCCGCUUGCCUACGGCGUUUGUCAGACAGGAUGCAAUGCCUUGGUUGUCGCUUGCUAUGCCGGCGCCGGGUUCACGUUCGGAGUCGCACUCCCUUUAGCACCUCCUGCGUUAAUAGCAUGCAAUGUGGGCCUUGGGACUUGUAUGGCGGCUUGUGCCGCGGUUGCGCUUGCACCCACUCCUUGAGUGAGUGCAAUCGUCAAUCUGGCGGCGAGAACCCAUAGACCCCCUCUUGCGUGAUGAGAAUAGCAUCCUUGUUGUACCAUGCCAAUCCGACGCAGGUUUGGCAGUGUACAGCACCAGAUAUAUAACCAUGGACUCUUUAUGUAUCUUGUUCUCGUUUUAAACCGUCUUUUCCUUUUCUCACAGUCGGUCGUACGCAUUUGAGAGUCUAUGUCCCGUCGUUUCUAUUUCGCGCUAGCUACGGACUCACUGUGGCUAGACUAUCUUUCUUCCCCUCAUGGUUACUGGUACCUUUUUGAUUUGUGUUCAAACUUUAGCAGAAAAUUACAGAUGCUCAUGCGGUUGUUUGGCAAUGGCUUUGGAUCUAGACACGCUCAUAAUCGACGGCUUUCUUCAUUUCCA
Suillus plorans is the source of this 716-nucleotide messenger RNA. RefSeq lists its product as uncharacterized. Lineage: Eukaryota; Fungi; Basidiomycota; Agaricomycetes; Boletales; Suillaceae. The transcript is spliced from 3 exons. The coding region runs from base 69 to 317 and encodes 82 amino acids. The record is from RefSeq and is a predicted model, not a curated record.